AUGUCCAAAGAGACCAACUUCCAGUUUGAGGAUGGAAGUGCCCCCAUCGCUAACAACUUCUCUCAAUAUGAAAACUUUGCCUCUUAUAAUGUCUCAUCCCUUACGGGCCCCGAGGAAUAUGACGUUCUUGUCGAUUUUAAUGAAGCAGCGUCAGCUUCUCUAACUCCUUUUGGGAUAGGCGAUAAUAAUAUGUUCUUCCCGGAGCUCAACGUCGAUCAAAUCGUCCCCGUUGCCCUCAACAGCGACUCAGGACCACCAGGAAGGACUGACACUCCAACACAUUCUUUGAGUCGUUUAUCCACCUUAUCUGACAUUGCUGAAACCAAUACAACUACCACGACAACGACGGCACUCAAAAAUGCUCCAGUGCUAGUACCCCAUAGCGACACUCAUUCAACGAACAUCACCACUCCCAGCUCUGGUCCGCCCAGUUCUUCUCAGUCAAGGCCAAACUCGAGACGCUCCAGAGCAUCAGGAGAAAGGCUGGCUCUACUGAUGGCUGAAUUCAAACGCAACUCAAGCCCAACUAGUGCUAUACGCAAGGAACUUGCUUUUAAAACUGGGAUGAGUGAACGUUCAGUCCGUAUUUGGUUUCAGAAUAAAAGAGCUAAAACCCGCAAGAUGGAGAAGUUGCAAAAAAGUGAAACUACUGGCAGUGGAUCUUCCAGUGAAUCAAAGCUCUCAGGAAUCACACAACAACAAUCCAUUCCUGAUGGGUUCUCACAAGACCAAGCUGGGAGCCAAAUAGCUAACAUUGAUGAUACGCAAGUCACCCCUACUUCCUUAGCGGGUCCUUCUCACGACAUAUCUCCAGUUUUACCUGUCAGUAUCAAUGACAGCUAUGCUUUGAUUGACUGUAAGUCAAUUCUUAUUGGUAAAUGGCAACGACACAAGAUGGGUGUGCCUAAUACUACCCUUCUUGAACGAAUGACCAACUUGUCGCCCCACUUUUUAAUCGGCUUCAUGAGACACGUUGAUUUAGUGCUGGUGCUCUCUAAAAAGAAUCACGAGUUAAAUUAUUUUUUCUCCGGAUAUUUCAACAAAAACAGGAUCCUUUUCAGGAUUUUCUUCCCCCUAUCAUCAAUAUCAUCCUGCUCCCUAGUUGUUAGUCAGACAGACAUGACUGACCCGAGUUCACAACCAUCUCCUCAGGAGAAGACGGAUUUACGGCUAGAACUAAGUGCUUCUCCAAAGUUUGCUGUUUUCUUCUACUAUGACCCAUUAACAGGCGCUGAGAAUUCGAAUGUUUGGUCUAUUUGCGAAGAUUUCAGCGAGGGACAAAACGUCCAGAGUGCCCAUAUGGGGGUUGACGGUGACCAAACUCCGCAUAUAUUAGUUGGAAGUCUUCCAAGCCUGCAUUACCUAAACAACUACAUCAUGAACUAUAAUCAGGGCAGUGUGCAGUCUACUCCAAAUGAAAUAUUCAACAGUCAAGUGGAUCUUAAUAUAAGGCAAGAGCCGGACUCAAAUUAUCAUUUGUUCUCUCCUGCUUCUCAACAAAGCCAGGCCGCAAUAAGUAACGGCUUGCACCAGCCAGUAACUGGUUCCCGUCAACCUCCUCAUUCCCAACAACAGCAACAACAUCAACAACUGCAGCAGCAUGUACAACAACAGCAACAACAACAACAACAGCAACAGCACCACCAGCAACUACAACAGCAACAACAGCAGCAACAACUUCAGCAACAGCAGCAUUCACAGAAACAACAUGAACAAAAAGGACGACCACAGCAACUAUCACAAGAUCCACAAAUACAACGUUCGCAACUAUCAACGCAAUCAUUGCCAGGUAGUACCUUCAACCUAAAAGAUGAUUCAGAAGACUUCUUUGGUUUAACUAACAAUACCAGCGUUCCCGAUGAUGACCAAUUCCUGGUUAGUAAGGACGAUUUAGCGGAACUCUCAAAAUCCGUAAACUUGACUGAGGUCCCAAAUGAUUUGGUGACUUCAGACCUUUUUGAGAUGCAUAACGCCUUUAACGACCAAACAGACGACGCAUCAAUCUUUCUUAACUGA
Komagataella phaffii GS115 is the source of this 2016-nucleotide messenger RNA. RefSeq names its product Homeobox transcription factor. The record is from RefSeq and is a predicted model, not a curated record. Bases 1 to 2016 code for a protein of 671 amino acids. Gene Ontology annotation, biological process: regulation of DNA-templated transcription. NCBI's taxonomy places the organism in Eukaryota, Fungi, Ascomycota, Pichiomycetes, Pichiales, Pichiaceae. Gene Ontology annotation, molecular function: DNA binding; DNA-binding transcription factor activity, RNA polymerase II-specific. The transcript has a single exon.